Messenger RNA from Betta splendens (Siamese fighting fish), 3552 nucleotides. RefSeq lists its product as uncharacterized. The record is from RefSeq and is a predicted model, not a curated record. The coding region runs from base 696 to 1571 and encodes 291 amino acids. The transcript has 4 exons. NCBI's taxonomy places the organism in Eukaryota, Metazoa, Chordata, Actinopteri, Anabantiformes, Osphronemidae.
UGUGAUAGAAACCAAAAUUGAUUAUGUUUGUAUUGAUACAUUUGUUUGCAUCUUGCAAACCCCAAUCUCCAUUUCAACAACUAAACAGGUUUUCGGGGGAACUGCUGCUCAGGCGAGAAGCUCCGGGUCCCACCAGUUCCCAGCAGGUCUAGCAGUAGACCGACCUACUGGGCCUCCCCGAGGUUUGUGCGCCUUCAACCAGGGCGCCGCUCGCCUGCCUGGGGGGGGGGGUUUCGAGUGAAGAGACCUCAGUGGGGUUGUUGGAGGUGACACACUGGGGAUAACGGCUGCCAUUCGUGCGGUGAAAGCUGGUGGUAGGGCAGCAUCACGCUGCCCAUUGAUGUAGGGCUCAGGCGGGACUUGUCUCUACCUGAGCAUCAACAUACCACCCAAGGAACAGCAGAACCUGUUCAGCCACAUGUUUCUGAUCUGUCAGUGGAGCUUCCUCAUUCUGCUCUGUGAGGCCGGAUGGCGUUGCAGUUUGUGUCAUGUGCCGGUUGAUCCAUCUGGAACAUUCCAGUAGCAGCUUCUCUGUCAGACCUGGUUCUGAAUGAGCCAUAGAACAACCGGAGCUGGGGUCAGGGCACUGAUUAAUGCUACAGCUGAACAUAAUCUGAUCUGGAGGAGGAAGCCGACCUGGACCUGAUUCUCACCAGUAAAGUCAGACUGAAGACAAGUGGAGGUCUGCUGAGAUCAUGGCUGCUUCAGAAGAAGACACUAAAACAUUUGCUCCUUCUAACAAAACCGUCUUACAGAGGUUGAACAUUAGUGAAAACAGCCGCAGGAGUCUGGACAUAAGAAUGUCAUUAAUAGGGAAAGCAACAGAAAACUGUCAAUGCAAAACUGUUCAUCAGUGGCUGAGGGACAACUCCCAGUCUGACUCUUUCUCCAGACUGGUGGACAUGGUCGAUUUUCUGCAAAAACACAUCCAUGAGGCAGAGAGGAAGAGCCAUGGUGCCUGCGUUGACAUCACCUUUUGGGCUCAUGGGUCUAUAGGACUCCCUCUGAUCCCAGCCAGCUGCCUGAUGCCUCUGCCCACCGUCAGGGACGUGGUGUUGUACGCUCCCUGGAACUGUAUCACGAUCACUGAUGUAACGUACGGUGUCGCUACAGGAAGAAUUCAGCCUCAGCGCAGAGUGUUUUACUGUAGGGACCACGACAAGUGUCCAGUUCCUGAUGGAAAGCACCGACCCACCAACCUGCCAGAUCGCUGGAACUCGUUGAAGGAAGCUGAUGGAUGGAAAAUCCCCACCAUUGUGGUCAGUCCUUUAGAGCAUGAGGAUGGUGCAUGGAACAGGUUGAAGCACCUCAUUAAACAACAUGGAUCAGUAGGAAGGAACCGCAUCCUCAUCCCGUUCAUCCUCCCAGGUCAAAGUGGCGUCACUGUCCCGUUCCCUGUGGUCACCCUGGCCCUGUCUCUGGUUCUGCUUUCCUCCAGGUUCAAAGCCACCAUCCAUCUGGCUGCUUGCCUGAGAGAUCCAACUGGAGAACUGACAGGGUAUCAAGAAUAUCUGAAGCGGCAGUACGCCUACGCUACGGACAACACAGGAAUGGAAGUGGUUUUCAGUUGAACCCUGAUGUCGGGGCCUCUUUGUGAACAGGGUUCUGGACCUGCCAGUUGAUAAAACAUGUCACUGUAUGUCAAUCAAGAUGAGAGCUUCUUCCCAAGGGCUGUGUCUUGCAAUUCCUCGCUUGUCCUGUGCAAACCUGGCGAAUAAAGCUGACUUUGACUUUAACACAAUCAUGAGCGGACGGAAGAGACAAAAACUCACCAUGCAUUUAUCAGAAACUUAAUCACAGAUGAGUUUAGUCACUGAUUAAACUCGGGUACAGAUCAUAAACAACAAUGAAACAACUGUGAACGUCAACACACCUUGUUUUGUCAUAACCCUCUGCUGUAGUGUCUUUCAGUCACCAGCAGGGGUCAGUCUGUGACCACACUUUGGUGCCAAGAACACCAGCAAACACUCAAACUCGAACUCAUAGUCCUGUAGAAGGGUAGGACUCGCCUCAACAGCCUCCAGUGUGUCCAACCUCAUUCCAUUCAGCGAAUGAGUCUGUUGCAUCCCUCUGUUUUAUGCUGUCUCCCCAGCGUGCAGCAUCAAACAGACAGGUUGCUACAUGCCACAGAGGGCCUGGUGCUCUGUAGGGGGCUGGGUUGGAUCUUAUCAGGCAUCUGUUCUCCUCUUCCUGCCCAUUUCUGAAGCAUUCAACAUUCACAGUAUCGUCAGGGUACACUGGAAUGUGGCAGAACUCAGGAGUUGUAUACUGCUGUGUUUAAGACUGGAGCCUGGUCCCUGUGCUGCUUGGGGUUCUGUCCAGUUAUCCAGUUCCAGUCCCAUCUAGUUAAACUCUAAAAAUGAUUGGUUGGAUGGGGUUGAAUGCUCUCAUGCCAAUGUGAAACACGUGCAGAACAGCAUCUUGUUCAGGUGGACACUGGAACCAUUGGGAACAAAUGCAGGCAUGUAAUUGGUCACAUCUGGUGCCAAGGGGAAGAAACCCCGCUAUGCUAUUGGCUGAUAUUGGAACAGCCCCUGAAGUUUGGCGUCGGGUCGGAAACAGCUGAUCAAGCUGCCCUGGACUCAAUCAGUCACAAUGUGGUUGAAGCUACACAAAGGAUGUAAACGGGAGAAGGGGCAAGUCGAGGCAGGCACGUCGGGGAGAGAGAGCCGGGGCCACGGACCCGGAGCAACCUGUUUGUGUGAUUUGGACUCAAGAACAGGAUGGUCGGACCAGACUUUAACUGCAGGUACAAGUAGCUGUCGGUUUUGGAUUGAUUCUCAUUGAAGCGUGUCCCUUUUUUUGUUUUUUUUUCUAAUUUCUUUUUUGUGUUUUGUUGGUUUGCACUUUGGACUCUACUGUAAAAGUGUUUGUUAAGCCAAAGUUGCAGCGUGCUGCAUCUCAGACUCUGGUUUAGGACUCAACGUUUGGCUUUAUGUUGUUGUUUUGCUGAGUUCUUGGCUCCAGUGUGUCGCUGGCUGUGACAGAGACUGGGCCCUGAUUGCAGACACUUGUGAACAAUGCAGGUUUUGCAAAAUGACAAGAAUGCGAGAGUGUGAACGUAUUUUUGUGUUUGCUGUAUUUAAAACCUGGGGACAUUCAUGAGCAGUGAAACCGGUGGGGAUCAGCAUGCGUUCGAGGUGUUGUUUAAAACUAGAAUCUGUCAUUAAGCCAGAAAUAUUUAAAAAAUGGUGGACCAGAGGAAUUGUCUUAGCUACUGAACAUUUGCAUCAAAUAUAAAAGCUUUAGAUAUGGUCAUUAGCAGUAAAUAUGUUACACGUUGGAAUCUACAGUUCACUUUCAAUUUGCUUUUUAAACCACUUAGUGUUUUGUUCUUUGUACUAUAAGACAGUCAGUUUAAUUUUUAUGUCCUAAUACGUCCCUAAGAAAAAAACCCUACUGUUUAUUACUUGAUGGUCAAUCACAGACCAGGACUAACAUCAACAUUUCUGAAUGUUGAAGAUCUGAUAUAGUUGGUAUACAGCUCAUGUGUUGCUCACAUGUCCUGCCUUGAAUUGCCCCUUGAGAAUAAAUAAAGUUUCUUUGAUUUGA